Molecule: messenger RNA, 1617 nt
Organism: Diplodia corticola
Lineage: Eukaryota; Fungi; Ascomycota; Dothideomycetes; Botryosphaeriales; Botryosphaeriaceae
Product: amidase
Exons: 4
Coding region: 1-1617 (538 amino acids)
Molecular function (GO): catalytic activity
Source: RefSeq, a predicted model, not a curated record
AUGUCGGUCUUUUCGCUCCACCCAAGAGCAGGCAACCCUGUGACAGCCAAUGUCGUAGACGAUGUCUGCACUGAUUUGGGGUUCAGUCUCGAUGAAGGAGAGAAGGAAGCCUACCGAAGGCUCCUUGGAAUCUUUCACGACUCUGCAGUGGGCUUGAUGGGAAUGCCUGACUAUGCUCCCCAAGUCGAUCUGGAACGAUUUCCACGGGAGAAUGUUCAUUUCCCAAAUGUUGGCGACAACACACACGGAGCUUGGGCCUGGAAGUGCAGCAUUAAAGAUAAAAGUAGAGGCAUAAAGGACUCGAUGCUGCUGGAAGGCAAGACGGUGGUGCUCAAGGACAACAUCUCUGUAAAAGAUGUCCCCAUGCUCAUGGGCACGGAUUUUGUCAAGGGCUAUGUUCCGAACACAGAUGCUACUGUGGUUACACGGGUUCUCGAAGCGAUGGCCGAGGUGGUUGGCAAAGCCGUUUGCGAGAACAUGUGUCACAGUACGACAUCCCACUCAGCUGCCACAGGCCCAGUCGAGAACCCAUUCGCAAAAGGUUACAGCAGCGGCGGAAGCUCGAGUGGAAGCGGCGUCCUUGUGGCACUUGGAGAAGUCGACAUGUCCAUUGGGGCAGAUCAAGGUGGAAGCGUCAGGGUUCCUGCCUGUAACUGUGGGAUUGUAGGCCUGAAGCCUACGUUUGGACUGGUUCCUUACACAGCAUGCGGCAGCAAUGAACCCACAAACGACCACUUGGGUCCGAUGACGAGAACGGUGUGGGAGAACGCACUCUUACUCCAAGUCAUUGCCGGAAGUGACAACGUCGAUGACCGGAGUUUUGCUGCUCCCACACCUGAAAAAAUACCCAAGUAUUCGGCGAUACUCUCCAGCUGCGAGACGCCCAAGGACCUUAGUGGUAUUAGAGUCGGCAUCAUCUCCGAAUCUUUGACCGGCGCGGUCUUGGACCCACGUGUGAAAUCCACCUUCGUCCAAGCUGCCGGGUCUUUCGUGCAGUUAGGUGCGACUGUCUCAGAAGUGUCCAUUCCAUUGCACAAAAAGGGCCCGGCAAUCUGGACCGGCAUCAGCAAAGUUGGCGGCUUUCUCGGCAAGAGCACUGGGCCUUUCGGUCGCCGUGGUCACCAGAUGAUGGACUUGCAUAGCAUGAUGUGGCCAUUGACGCAGGAGAACUGGGACAACGCCUACGUCUCGUUGAAGAACAACUACUUGAAUGGCGCCUAUGCGACCAAGGCGUUCCCGCAGCUGCUUGGCAAGGCGACCAACUUGUCACGCAUGCUUCGCGAUGCUUACGACGCCGCGCUCAAGGAGUAUGACGUUCUCAUCACCCCGACGCUGCCGUACAUCGCGACGAGCCACUGUGCUUCCGACGCCGGCCCGCUCGAGCAGAUGGCAAAGCAGGUUGGGCUGACUCGCAACACUUGCCAAUUCAACCAGACGGGUCAUCCAGCACUGACGAUGCCGAUUGGCAUGCUUGAGAUCCAGGAAGGACCUCUUGCAGGAACUGGAACCAAAUUGCCGGUCGGUCUGCAGAUUGUGGGGAAGUGGUGGGCCGAGGAAACGGUUUACCGUGUUGCUUACGCGUGGGAGCUGGCGAAUCCGGACUGGAAGAGCCUGUGA